Molecule: messenger RNA, 940 nt
Organism: Carassius carassius (crucian carp)
Lineage: Eukaryota; Metazoa; Chordata; Actinopteri; Cypriniformes; Cyprinidae
Product: E3 ubiquitin-protein ligase RNF4-like
Exons: 8
Coding region: 186-740 (184 amino acids)
Biological process (GO): positive regulation of transcription by RNA polymerase II
Molecular function (GO): transcription factor binding; zinc ion binding
Source: RefSeq, a predicted model, not a curated record
AUACAUACAGUCCCACAGGAGGCGCUGUGUUCAGAAUUGUGUGUCUUAUUCUACUGUAUUUGCGCUCUGGCUCUGAGAGGCUGACUGUUGGACAGUGCUGACUCUGAUAUAGAAGAAUUAUCUGGUGGCUAAAAGUAAUAUUUGAAGGCAUAUUGGGGGAUUAUCAGUGAUCAACAAAAGUCAACAUGAGUACUGCUACACAGAGGAAAAGACGAACAUCAUCUGCUACAUGUUCCCGCCGUAGAAACAGCAAGAGGAACAGGACCCAGAUGUCCCAAACAGCGAUGGAGACCAUUGAUGUGCUGGAAAGUGACCGUACUCCCAGUGAAGAUGUGGUAGAUUUAACAUGUGAAGGCUCUGAACCUGCGGUUGUUGACCUCACCAAUAAUGAUUCUAUUGUGGUUGUGGAAGAUGGUGUGCAAAGCAGACGCGGACCGGGCACAGAGAGUUAUGUACUGAGCAGUGAUGAAGAGGAAGAGUCCAGUCUUAGACUCAGUCCAGGCUUACUGUCCUCUCUACAUGCCAGCUCGAGGGCCAGGUCUACGCCAGGGGCUGUUAGCUGUCCUGUUUGCAUGGAUGCUUAUUCAGAGAUCAUUGACAGUGGUCGGCUCAUGGUCUCCACAAAGUGCGGCCACCUUUUCUGCAGUCAGUGCAUCCGCGACUCUCUCAGCAGAGCUCACAGCUGCCCUACAUGUAGAAAGAAACUCACACACAAACAGUAUCACCCAGUAUAUAUCUAAUGGUAAAAACUUGUCUCACAAAGUUCUCUAGUAUGCUCUCAUGAAACAAUUUCACAGCUCCAUAUUUUCACUGGCUGUUUAUAGUACACACACAAAUGAUAUUUGCCAUUAUUUUGACUUGCAAGAUUCUGUUGUAACCAAAAGGGCACUCGGUCCAGGAUUAAGUGUUUUUUUUUUUUUUUGAAUGUGUGUGACUGUGU